AUGUCGUCAGGCGGCGAAACGACCGGUGAGAGGCCAGAAAAUCUCGGGUUACGCAAUGCGUCGUUGGAACCGGGUCUGAAGAACACACGCACGACACGCCAUGGAGAUGGCUUCCUACUAUGCACAUAUAAUGCCAAAGCACUCUCUACAGUCUCCGAUCUUUACACCCUUUCUGUAGCCGCAGAUCGCAUUAAAUUUCAUGUGAUCGCAUUACAAGAAACAAAAAUCAGGAAGACCGGCAUACGCCAACUAAACAACGGGACCCUUGUGAUCGGUGGAGAAAAGGUCCCGUCACGAAAUGGCGGUGGCGUAGGCUUUGCCGUCUACCCGUCCAUUGUCCAUCUCGUCGACUCAUACGUGAUCCUUUCGCCUUGCAUAGCCGUCCACCGUCUUCAAGUGUCGCAUCAUAAGAAGAUCACUAUCAUCAACUGCUACUCACCGACAGACGCAGCUGAUGAGGUAAAGAUAGUGCAUGUGAAUCAACAGUACGAACUUGUCCUUCCUUCUGUUCCUGAAAUUCCGAUCUCACCUCAAGAUAAGGAAGGCCGUGGACGUCCCAAUGAACUUGACCACGGCGAAUUGAAGGCACUCUUCUUCGGACAUUCACUUGGUGGAGCGAAAGCGGAGAUGUCUGCUUUGUCAAUGCUUUUCAAGAGACUGAUCUCACAGAACAAAGUUCGCCUUCUUACGUUUGGAUCGACUCGAGUCGGAGAUAUGUCGUUUGUUCAACUCAUUGAAACUCUGGUGCCUUACCGUUUCCGAAUUGUGCACGGUCGUGAUAUGGUGCCACACUAUCCUAGAAAGUUUGAUGGUGAAUGGACUCCACCACAUCACCAUCGCUACGAAGUGUGGUAUCCUAAUGGAAUGCGUCGUGGCGCUAAGUAUGUUGUCUGCCUCGGAGCGGAGGAUCCUCAGUGUAGUUGCCGAUUAUCUCCAUGGGAAAUACGUGCUUCUGACAACGACAUUUAUUUUGGACGGACACUGUCAAAGCCUCCGCCUUUACGAGCGAUAUCAUCUCAGUACAAGGAACAGAAGAAGAAAAUGUGA
Molecule: messenger RNA, 1047 nt
Organism: Angiostrongylus costaricensis
Lineage: Eukaryota; Metazoa; Nematoda; Chromadorea; Rhabditida; Metastrongylidae
Source: the annotation of a GenBank genome assembly